This is a messenger RNA of Penaeus monodon (black tiger shrimp), 3045 nucleotides long. RefSeq names its product exostosin-1b-like. The transcript has 8 exons. Gene Ontology annotation, cellular component: membrane. The coding region runs from base 1 to 1323 and encodes 440 amino acids. NCBI's taxonomy places the organism in Eukaryota, Metazoa, Arthropoda, Malacostraca, Decapoda, Penaeidae. Gene Ontology annotation, molecular function: glycosyltransferase activity. The record is from RefSeq and is a predicted model, not a curated record.
AUGUCCAAAUAUGAAUGCAUGGGCAAAAUGUUUAAUAUUACAUACGACUACGAGGUGCUCCUACGGAACUCGACCUUCUGCCUGGUGCCCCGCGGACGCCGCCUCGGCUCCUUCAGGUUCCUGGAGGUGCUGCAAGCCGGCUGCGUGCCCGUCCUGCUGGCCAAUGGCUGGGAGCUGCCCUUCAGCGAGGUCAUCGACUGGAGCCGGUCCGCCCUCUGGGCCGACGAAAGGCUCCUGCUGCAGGUCCCCGACAUGGUCCGCUCCAUCAACGCCUCCCAGAUCCUGCAGAUGAGGCAGCAGACGCAGCUCAUGUGGAACCAGUACUUCUCUUCCAUCCAGAAGAUUGUCUUUUCUACGCUAGAGAUAGUUGCAGAUAGAGUAAGGAGGCACAGGGCGAGGUCUCUGGCCGUGUGGAACUCCUCCCCGGGGGCUCUGGCUGUCAACCUCUCCUUCUCAGACUAUUUGCCGCACUUCCCCUUCUACUUAACGUCGCUGGGUAUAAGUCCUAAUCCAAGGUACACGGCAGUCAUCGCAGUCACGCACGGGGGCACAGGUCUAACCCAGACCACACCUUUGUACAAACUGGUCAAGAAUAUUGCCCGCAGCAAGUUUGUGGAAAAGAUAAUUGUGGUGUGGACAAGUAGCCAGGCCCCCCCAACGGAGAACCGCAUACCCGGAGGAAGUGUCCCAGUGCACGUAGUUGUGCCCCCCGACCGCUCAAUCUCGGCCCGCCAUCACCCACAUCCACUCAUCACGACCGAUGCAGUUUUCUCACUAGAUGAGGAUGUUACGUUAACCACUGAUGAACUGGACUUUGCCUUUACAGUGUGGCGGACUUUCCCGGAGCGGAUUGUUGGCUAUCCUGCCCGUUCUCACCACUGGGAUGAUGCCAAGGCUGGCUGGAGCUACACCAGCAGAUGGACCAAUUCAUACUCAAUGGUGCUGACUGGAGCAGCGGUCUAUCACCGUUACUGGCAACACGUGUACACUCACCAGUCACCAUCCGGUCUCCUCUCCACUGUAUCCACUACUAAGAAUUGUGAUGAUAUACUCAUGAAUUUCCUUGUAUCAGCUGUGAUCCGCCGCCCGCCCAUCAAGCUUACCCAGCGUAAACAAUACAAGGAUUAUUCCUCCGAAGCAAGAUGGGUGUGGACGGACCCCAGUCACUUCCACCAGCGCAGCGUCUGCCUGAACACAUUUGCUUCAUUAUUAGGUCAUAUUCCACUAAAACAUUCUAACUUACGCCUUGAUCCUGUACUCUUCAAGGACAAGGUAUCCAUGCAAAGGAAAAAAUACAGACAGAUUGAAAAAAUAGGAAGCUAACAAUAGUAGCUAAUUAGGGAAUACUCGGUAUUUAUAUUGUUAAUAUUGUGCAUUUGUUUUUUUACAUUUUUUUCAAGUGUCACUUAAAGAGGUCAUAAAAAAGGUGUCUAGUUAAAACAGUGUGACUAAACUUUUUAUUAUCAAUUUCCUUAGCUUUUCAUAGACAUUUAUGAUACUUUGUUACCAUUUCAUUUUUUUUAAUCAGUGUGAUAGCUAGGGGAAGUUGUUCAAUGCAAUGUUCAUGAGUUAGUGUUAAUGUUAGAAGUUAAAAGUAGAUUCAUGGACUGAGCUCUGGUGCCCCAGAAAAUAAUAUGCUCUUUACAAGAGCUUUGAUCCAUUCAGUUUUGGAAUGUAUAUCUAUGAACUUGACUGCAAGUAAGGAUAGCAUAGGACAUAUCAAAUGUGUGAUAUGAGUGAAGCUUGUUAUUAUUUUAUAUACGUUAAUAUUUAGGUUUUCACAACAAUAAUUUGUCACAAAAUGAAUACUGUAAUCAUGUAAUGUAUCCUAUCAUUAUUAUAUUUGGCAAACUUUUAAGAAAAUAUUGAAUUACUUUGUCUGAUUAAGCAGACCAGUCUAAUGUGAGUCAGUAGACAUUGUCUAUUUUUAAUUUGUCUCAAUAUUUGGUGGAAUAGUCAUGUUUUACAUAGAGGGAGUCACUCAUAUUUAAUGGUGCCAUUUUAUUUUAGCUGCAUUUGUUAUUAUUAAUAAAGAUUAGUCAUAGUGAUUUUUAAGUUUCAGUCAGAAAAUUGUGCUCGUUUAAUUUCUUGGUUCAUUAUUGCAUACAAGAAGGAGUUGGAGCAAAAUACAUUGUGGCUUAGUGGAGGAUACAUGGCAUUCCUCAUAUACAACUGGUGGCUUCCAGCGACCAUCUUCCAGACCAUACGUUUAAAGUAACCUGGCGUGCCUAUAUCUCACACUAAAGCGGACAGGUCAGAUGUGUCGUGCAGUGGUCUCUGCUCCAGUCUUUCUAAAAGUUCCUGUAAACUGGUAGAGUAGAUGAGCUGAGCCUUGGGGUAAUGGAUUCUUAAAGAUGAGUUGUGAUUGAACUCAAGAAAGCCAUGUGGUAGCGACUGUUAUUACUGUUAUGAUCAUCAUUACUUAUUAUUAUUAUUAUUAAUAUUAAUAUUAUUAUCAUUAUUAUUGUUAUUAUUAUUGUUAUCAUUAUGUUAUUAUUAUUAUUUUAUUCUUAUUAUCUUUCAAUAUGUUGUUGCUAUUAUUAUUAUUAUUAUUAUUAUUAUUAUUAUUAUUAUUAUCGCUGUCAUUAUUAUGAUUUAGUCUCAUUAUUAUUAUUAUAUUUUACUUUUACAUUUUCUCAGGUACUGUAUGUAGGAAGAAAAAAGUUAUUUAUUAAGGAAUUUCUUAACGGGGACAUGAGAAAUCAGCUAGAAGAGGACUAUUCACUUGCUCUUCCAGUGCAGUUUUAGACUGAGAAGUAAAAGUAUGAUACAGACAAUAACAGUGAAGUUCUCCCAGGAAACACAAGUCAGUAGACAAAAUACUCAUAAAAAACCAAGAUGCUAGAGGUGCUUUGAUGUACAUAUAAGCUGGGUUUGCGACAACCCAAAUGUCAUGUAUAUCCUGUCUUAGGAACUAUGUUUUUAUAGUAAAAGAUAAAAAAAAACUAAAUUAUAGAGUAACCAUUAUGUAGUCAAUGUGUACUGAGGUACUUUUAUAUUUUUUAACAUCAUCCCAUAGAUUAAAAAAAAAAAAAAAAGUCUGGG